This is a messenger RNA of Osmia lignaria (orchard mason bee), 1427 nucleotides long. It is a transcript of the gene spz, whose product is annotated as Spaetzle domain-containing protein. The record is from RefSeq and is a predicted model, not a curated record. NCBI's taxonomy places the organism in Eukaryota, Metazoa, Arthropoda, Insecta, Hymenoptera, Megachilidae. Gene Ontology annotation, molecular function: Toll binding; growth factor activity. Gene Ontology annotation, cellular component: extracellular region. Gene Ontology annotation, biological process: central nervous system formation; innate immune response.
ACGUUCAUAAAUGUCAGGUAAAAUGUAAUGUAUUAAAUUUAUUAUUAUUUAAACAUAAAAAUGAUCAAAUAUUAAUCAUUCCAUACUCCAUUUAUAAUAUCUAACUUCUAUUAUCAUUAUCUAUACAUAAAUACAUUUACAACGAGUACUGUAACCAGCAAGUGUUCUUCUUUAAAACAAUUGCUUGAGAAAGAAUAACCGUCGAUAGAAUUUCAAACUAUGGAAGGAAGUAGGGAAUCAUUUUCAUUGUAUUUAUCUAUUUAAUAAGAAUGAUUCGCAGUUAACGAUUUAUUCAGAGGAAAGAUAACGAAAGUAACAAUGAAGUUCUCGUUAUCUACACGUGUGAUGAAACAAAAAACAGAUUCGAAGAUAUUACUUAACGGAAUAUUCUUGAUGAAUUCAUCGAUAAGAUUAGAUGGCUCCCUGUGUUUAUCAUUCCGAUUUAUUCCCAAAUCAAAAAUUUAUGUUAUUUUCGAUAAUCCAGUGAGCAGCCGUCAAAAAUAGAAAUAAGAGAAUCGAGCCAUUGAAAUGUCUGCUGUGGUAUUUUGGUUUAUUCUUCUAAUGCUGAUUUUCGAAACACGUGGUAAACCUUUCGAAUCCUCAAGCGAACCAAAGGUAUCAAUUUCGCAAGUCAAGGCAGCUCCGAUAUGCAAAAACACGACUUAUUGCGAAAUUACCCCGCAUUAUCCAACAGAGGUAGUGUUCAAUGCACUGCAGGAGAAUCCUCACCUACGUAAUUAUGAAAACAUCGAUGAGAUGGACGUACAUGAACAAGAUGAAGACAUACCCGAAGAGGAACCACUUUGUGUAUCAACGGAGCAAGUAGUGUUUCCAAAAUCUGCUGAAACUAAAAGUUCUGAAUGGCAAUACAUUGUGAAUCAGGAGGAUUUCAGGCAGAGUGUACGCAUUGAAAAAUGCCGGGAAGAAGGCCAACAAUGUAGAGUGAUCGACGAUUUCGCUGAGGGCUACUACACAAAAUGCAAACAAAAAUACAUAUAUCGUCAACUAUUGGCUGUUUCAGCGAACGGUUCGAUAUAUCACGAAUCGUUCCGAUUUCCAGCUAGCUGUUGCUGUCAUAUCGAAUUCAGAGCCGAUAUAUUUUUGAAAUCGUUUAAACACAAAGUUUGACGAUAUAAAAUAUACUAAGCGUACAAAUUAAUUAUGUAAUUUUUCUAUUUUUUAAUUGCACAUUUACUUUCAUAAAGUUAUGCUAACUCCAGUUUUUAAAGUAAUUUUUAUUGUUAUUGUAUUCUGGCGCCAGUUUUCAAAUACACUGAAGCGCGGAAAAAUAUUCAAAUUUCAAUGUUGAAGGUACCGAAUUAAUUUGUACACCUAAUAGAAAUGUAGUACUGGUUAUGUAUAAUACAUAGUAGUUUUCUUAAAAUGAAAAUAACGUGAUUUAAAUAAACGAGUUACUUAUUGCCCGA